This is a messenger RNA of Plasmopara halstedii, 1845 nucleotides long. RefSeq names its product atp-binding cassette sub-family f member 2. The record is from RefSeq and is a predicted model, not a curated record. The coding region runs from base 1 to 1845 and encodes 614 amino acids. The transcript has a single exon. NCBI's taxonomy places the organism in Eukaryota, Oomycota, Peronosporomycetes, Peronosporales, Peronosporaceae. Gene Ontology annotation, molecular function: ATP binding; ATP hydrolysis activity.
AUGGCGCGCGAGAGUAAGGAACCGCGUGUGAAAAAGGAGCGGAAGGGAAAGAAAGAGUCGCGCAAGAAAGCAGCCGAUGAAAAGAAAGCCGCUGAGAAGGCUGAAGCAUUGGAUAAUAUGUCGAACGCUGACCGUCUUGCCGAGGAAGGUAUCAUUGCCACCUGUUCGCAUAAUGUGCGCAGCGUCCAUAAGAACUUUAAGGACAUCAAUGUGCUUAACUUUAGCAUUACGUAUUUUGGCAAAGUACUUAUGGAAGAGUGCGAUAUCUCGCUCAACUACGGUCGCCGUUACGGUCUCAUUGGCCGCAAUGGCUCUGGUAAAUCAACCUUUAUGAACGUUCUGGGAGCGCGUGGUAUCCCUAUUCCAGAAAGCAUCGAUAUCUAUCAUCUGAAACACGAGAUUGAAGCAAGUGACAUGACGGCCUUGGAAGCUGUGCUGUCAGUUGACGAAGAACGCAACAAGCUUCAGGCAGAGGCUGAUGAGCUUUCGGAGAAGAUGACCGACGAGUCUAUCAGUGAAGAGGACAGCGAAGCAAUUUCAGACCGUCUGACAGACUUGUACGAACGUCUUGAUGACAUGGAUGCUGCUACAGCCGAGGUUCGCGCCCGUCAGAUUCUAUCCGGUCUGACAUUCUCAGACGCUAUGAUGAACAAGAAGACUAAGGAGUUUUCUGGUGGAUGGCGUAUGCGUAUCGCGCUAGCUCGUGCUCUUUUUAUCCAGCCGACUUUGCUUUUGCUUGAUGAGCCAACUAAUCAUUUGGAUAUGGAAGCUGUUGUUUGGCUUGAAGACUAUUUGUCAAAGUGGAAAAAGAUUCUUCUCAUGAUUUCGCAUUCGCAAGAAUUUAUGAACGAAGUCUGUACGAAUAUCAUUGAUCUCACCAAUAAGAAGCUCGAGUAUUACGCUGGUAAUUAUGACACGUAUGUGCGCACAAAGGCUGAGAAAGAGGAGAAUCAGAUGAAACGUUAUCAUUGGGAGCAAGACCAGAUCAAGCACAUGAAGGAAUAUAUUGCCAGAUUUGGUCACGGAUCCGCGAAGCUCGCUCGUCAGGCUCAAAGUAAAGAGAAAACGCUGGCCAAGAUGGUUCGCGAAGGUUUGACGGAAAAGGUCGAGUCUGAGUCGACUGGAGAUUUCAAGUUUCCUAACCCGGAGCCAUUGCCACCACCGGUGCUGAUGUUCCAGAAUGUAGCGUUUGGGUAUCCAAAUUGCCCUUUGCUGUAUUCAGGCGUCGAAAUGGGGUUGGAUUUGGACUCGCGUGUUGCUCUAGUUGGUGCUAACGGUACCGGUAAGACCACACUGCUUAAGCUGAUUACAGGAGAUUUGGUGCCUGUUGCCGGUAAUGUCCGACCGCACAGCAAGUUGCGUAUUGCGCGAUUUAGCCAGCACUUCGUUGAUGUAUUAGAUUUGACGAAAUCGCCGCUGGAGUAUUUCCGGUCGCUUUUUGAAAACAAGUCCGUUGAAGAGGUGAGAACUUACCUCGGCCGGUACGGAAUUACUGGUGAAGUGCAAACACAGAUCAUGGGCCAGCUGUCCGAUGGCCAAAAGAGUCGAGUUGUGUUUGCUUACAUGGCUCAGCAGAAUGCCCACAUGUUACUACUCGAUGAGCCAACUAAUCAUUUGGAUAUGGAGUCGAUCGAUGCAUUGGCUCGUGCCAUCAAUAAUUUUGGAGGAGGGAUGCUGCUGGUGAGUCACGACAUGCGAUUGAUUUCCCAGGUUGCUAAAGAGAUUUGGCUCGUGGAAAAUCAGUCUAUUCGAGUGUAUCAAGGCGAAAUUUCGGAUUUCAAAAUGCGCGUUCGGCAGCAGCUUAAGCUAGGAGAUAAAGAGUCCGUUAAGUCUGCAAAUGAGUAG